AUGGAUUCCGAAAAAGGCAAAGGCAAAGCUUCCGCCCCCCCUUCAAAAGACCCAGAGAACGCACCAUCCAAACCACCAGAAAAUCUAUCUCUCCUCUCACGAGUAACAGCCUCAGCAAGUGGCCUUACGCGCAGUGCUCUCACAGCACCAAACGCCAGCGAAAUCACCGCCGCAGCAGCAUUCUCAAGUUCCGCCAAGGGCACAUCAAGCCGUGCCGGAACAGGAAGUGGCAGCUCAGGCUCAGCAUAUGCAGACAGUUCCAAAAGCGCCCAAUUGCACCCAUCACAAUCCGCUGGCCCAGGAUCCGGCACAAGCUUCAGGGCCGGGCAUAGCGACGAACAUGCAGUCCAAUCCGAGAAAGAAUUCUCCGCGUUCUUGGACGGGAUUGAUUCUUUCCAACCAUCCGAAUCACCAGUCACGGGAUAUGACAUUAGUAUUGGAAAAGAUGAAAAUGAAAGUACGAGUAAUGCACUAGCUGAAGCAUGGACGAAAGCUCAAUCCCCUGCUCGUAUGAACCCUCCAUCCUCACGCCUCUUUCAGCACACCACGGUCAUGGAGCAAGAAAGCAGAGAUGGGGAAGACGUCCUAGGCCUCCUCUCAUCCGCCCCUUCCAACUCGCACGAGCAAUUCGAAGCCCCGGAACCAGGGACCGAAGAGCAGGAGUAUGACUGGGGGCUUUCUGCCGAGCAAAAAACAGAGUUAAGAGCUAUGACGAAAAAAUUGGUCGGAUUUGCACCUGCAGAACAGCAUACCGAUAUCGUUGAUGCAGGGCACUCGUUGAAUCUGAUACCUCAAACUCAAAGUGUGGAUUUGCUGGCAUGGAGAGAGCAAUGGGAGGGUGUUCUGACGAGGUAUACGAAUGAGGUUUGGGGUGGACUGUUGCCGCUUGUUAGGGAGGCUAGGAGGGAGGUUGAGGAGAUGAGGGACCGGAGUGGGGAUGGGGGGACUGAGAAGUCGGUGGCGUUGAGGAGGCUGGGUGCUAUAUUGGGGCAUUUGCAGGGGCGUUGA
This is a messenger RNA of Lachnellula hyalina, 1008 nucleotides long. RefSeq lists its product as uncharacterized. The transcript has a single exon. The coding region runs from base 1 to 1008 and encodes 335 amino acids. NCBI's taxonomy places the organism in Eukaryota, Fungi, Ascomycota, Leotiomycetes, Helotiales, Lachnaceae. The record is from RefSeq and is a predicted model, not a curated record.